Anopheles coustani is the source of this 5086-nucleotide messenger RNA. RefSeq lists its product as uncharacterized. The transcript is spliced from 4 exons. The record is from RefSeq and is a predicted model, not a curated record. Bases 46 to 4164 code for a protein of 1372 amino acids. NCBI's taxonomy places the organism in Eukaryota, Metazoa, Arthropoda, Insecta, Diptera, Culicidae.
CAUAUCCGUGGAACAACACAAACAACCACCACGGAGGAGGUAUUGAUGCGGUUGUCGCCGCCAAAAGCGGAGUCGAUCAUAACGGUGAGCAGCGGCAGCAGUAGCAGUGUGGAGUGUAUUAGUUCACCACGCAAGCCCAGUGUGACCGUCCUUAGCAACGUGAAGCUGCGCAGCGCGACAGACGACCCCGAACCUACGACGCAGUUGGUACGACCGGUGCGACCCUCGGGUUUGCAUCGCUACGAUGGGAAGCGGGCACGCAUCAACACCCCCGGGGAAGGCCACCCAGCGGUCAAUUCGUUGGGGGUGGGGUUGGAGACGAGCGUUAUUCGUAAAACUCCACACCCACCUGCAUCCCCGGUGCGUCCGUCCUCCUCCAGGGAGCACACCACCAGCACCGCUACCGAGUCGCAGCACCGUAGACAUCGACGUAUCACCUUAACGGCACGCAUGUCAACGGGAGGAAAGGUAGAAUCGCAUAAGAGGCACCAGGCGGUUGUCGCUACCAAGCAGCGCUGCAGUCCUGAAGUGGCCGAGGAGGAAAUCGAACUCGAGCCGAUCCUAGCACGUGAAGAGGACUUGCCAGAUGAGGGGGACGAGGAGGAAGAAGACGACGACGAUGAGGACGAUGACGAGGAGGAGGUAGCAGAGGAAAGCGACUGGGAGGACGAUCCGGGGCAGAAUGGUGGGUCUGGCUCUGGUGGCGGUCAGCAGUCGGGGCAUAGUAGUAGUGACAAUAAGGAAAACGACCGGAAGUACCAAAAUACACGCCAAGGAGGACGCCAAGGCGGCAACCGGAAAAGGAAGGAGGGCCAUUCGUCCAACCGCUUUUCCGGUAAUGAGAUGAGCCGGUGCCGUCGCGGGAGGCGUGACAUACCCCAGCAGCUGGUAAAGCUGGAGCCAAAUCCGGAGAGUGAACCACCGGCAGUUUACCAUGCGAUCGUCGACCAGGAGCCGCCGCUGCUGCCGCGUGCAUCCUUGGAGUGUUUCGAAAUGGUCGACGCGACGGCGAUGGUCGAGGUCGAGGUGGAAACGGAGGAUCUCGUCGACCGGAAGCCAACGGAAAGUAUGCUCUCGCAGGACGCGGUCCUGUACUCCGAAGAUCGCACGAUGUCUUCGUCCAUUUCGUCGUUUGCCGAGCUUUGUGAGAUGAACGCGAUGCAAGCUGCGGCGACACCGGUAAAAAUCGAAGGCAUGUUGUUCCAAGCCCAGCAACAGCCAGCCACGAUGGAUGCGCAACCAGCUACUGUCAUCCCCACAACUCCACCGCCUGUCGCUGGCGACGACGUUAUCGUCGAGACGGACCCACGCACGCCACCGGCCUCCAUCGAACAACAUCGCGACGUGAAGGAUUUCCUCGAAGUCGGUGGACCGUCGCUGUCGUCGACGUCGAAGUUUGCAGGUGCGGCUGGUGCUUUCGAACAACAUUCUGGCGCUGGUGCAGCCGCUGGUGUCCAUCGCCCGGCCUCGUACUAUCGGCAGAGUUACGACGUGAAGGAUUUCCUCGAAGCCGGUCCAUCGUCGCGUGCUGCAUCAGAGAGCGUCGUCGGGCCUAUCGCAUCGUCUGGCGCGUCGGACGGCGAUCGCCGACAGCAGCAGCAGCACCCCUUCCAGCUCUACAGCCACGCCGACGUCGACUACGCCAGCGAAUUCCAUCGCGCACUAUCCACCAACUCAGCUUUCACCAGCGGUGCUUCGUCGCCGGACGACAGCGAGGCGGUCCCGGGCGUGUGGGCUCACCGUUUCAGCCCCCAGUACAGCAGUGCUGUGCUUGCGGCCAAUGGCGGGCUACUCGGCAGUGCCGACCGGAGCGCCAGUGCCAGUCCGAUCGGUGCACACAAUGGUGGUGCGGGUAAUGGUGGGGGGCACGGCACAGCGGCAUCAUACGGCGAGGAUAAUUCCUCCAUGGAGGAAGAAGAGGAUACCGACAUCACGGGCACAGACGACAAGCCGGCGGUGACCAACGCGGCCAUCUCCACCAGCCGCCAUUCGUCGUCGGCCAUGUCGCUGGCCUCCUCGAUCGUCUCGUGCAGCAUGGAGCGGGCACCCUCCACGGAAAGCCUCAACAUACGCACGGACGAAAAGAUGCCAGCGAAGGGGGAAAUUUCCGAGCAGGAGAGCAACGGAGAUAUGGAGUUGACUCCUUGGAAACGGCUGUGUGCCGUCAGCGAGAACAUCCCUGUCUACCCGAGCUCUUACGACUACUCGACGGCCCAGGAGUGCUGGAAUCUGAGCAACCGUUUGGGCACCCAUAGCGCGGCAAUUUCCCGGAUGCCAUUCCCGUUCUCAUCAGGCUCACAGGCGUCCCUUACCAAUUACCCGUCGCGGGGUAGUGUUCCCGUGGGGGGAUACAAAAAAGAAGUCGUUGGUGACGAAGAUGAAGACGACUAUGAUGAGGAUGACGUACCAGGUGAAGAUGAGGACGAGGAGGAAAGAGAGCGCAGUGGGUCUAUGAAAAGCACUAUACCGAAGGUGCCGUUCGGUGAGCUGGGUGCUAAUCUCGAAUUACAGCUCCAUCAGGACCAGCAGCAGCACCAACAACAGGUAGUGGAACAAUCCGCUAUACUCGUGCCGUAUGUGGAGGGUAUGCGGGAGGAGAAAUACUUGCCGAAAGGGACCGGAGCGUUAGAUUUUGAGGAGUUUGCCCCCUCAUCUCAUCACUACGGCCCGACGAAGGCGCGAACCACCGGACCGUCCGGGUCGCGUGGGUCCAGCAAACCGUCCGGAAGUGGGAUCCCCCGAACAUAUCGCUGCGUCAAGUGCAUGGAGCCGUUCAGCUCGAUCAAGCAACGGCGGGAGCAUAUGCGAAGCGUGCAUCCGGAAGAAGCGCUACAGUUGCAAACGCAGCCGGGAGAGCUGCAGCAUCAUCAGCAGCAGCAGCAGCAGCUGGAACUGUCGCUGCCAUCCGAGCUGCUAGGUUCGGGCCUUCUCACGGAGGAUGUAAAGACAGGCGUUACCGGGGAGAAGCCUCCGCCCGAGCCGCUGGCCCCGGUGGUGAUGGACUACCACUGGCUGCGGCAGGAGAUACAGCGCAAGUAUGAGCUCGGUGCGCAACCGUCGAACACGCUGGUGCUCAUGACGCCCACCACGACGGUGGUGCGCAAGCGGUUAUUCGUGUGCGCCGUCUGCCGGGCCGAGUUCGAGCGCUUCAACCAGUUCAACGCUCACCUGAUGGUCCAUCCGGCCGAGUGUAUGGCGUGCGGGCGCCACUUCAAGCAGUGGCGCAACUUCGCCCUCCACCUUAAGCGCCACCUCGGCAUCAAGGAGCACGGGUGCCGGGUGUGCGGGAAGCACUUUGUGAUCAAGCAGAAGCUGAUCGAGCACAUGCGCGUCCACUCGGGGCACGCACCGAUUCGCUGCAAGCUGUGCAACCGGCACUUCAAGCGCUUCUCCAACCUGGCGCAGCACAGCAACCGCUACCACCUCAACAAGGUGGCGGUGAAGCACGAGUACGUGUGCUCGCAGUGCGGCGACGUGUUUCCCACCCGUGCCAAGAUGGAGUGGCACAAGGAGACGCACGAGCAGAAGCCGAAACCGUGUCCGUACUGCCGCGAGAAGUUCAUCCACCAGAACAGCCUGACGCGCCACAUCCGGCUGUCGCACACGCUGCAGUACGCGAAGCUGAAGAACAAAACGGAACCGUGCACCGUCUGCCAGCAGCCAUACACCAAGGCGAGCAUGCGGCGCCACAUGGAGACGCACACCGAGGAGCGGCUGGUGUUCUCGUGCGGCAUCUGCAACAAGCACUUCACCACCAACUGGAACCUGAAGCAGCACAAGUGGACGCACGCCAACCCGACCAUGAAGCCGUUCCAGUGCACCCUCUGCCCGGCCGGCUUCGUGCGCGAGUCGGACUACCUCACGCACGUGAACGCGCACCGUUCGAUACGGCCGUACACGUGCAACCACUGCGGGCGCCAGUUCAUCCGCAAGUACAACUGGCUGCGGCACUCGCGCGAGCACGAGACGGACAAGAGCCACAAGUGUGACGAGUGUGGCCGCCAGUUCCACCGGAAGUACUACCUGACCGAGCACAAGCGCAUGCACUCCGGCGAGCGGCCGUACGCGUGCAACAUCUGCGGCAAGACGUCCUCCACCAAGACCAACCACAACAAGCACGUGCGUAUCCAUCACGCGCGCGAUCCCCUGACGGCGGAAGGCUAAGGCGGACCAUUAGUUUGCAUUUCCCUUCGACUGUUUUAUUAAUUUAUUUUACCAUUUUUAAGUGUCUCGCACGGGAACGCGCAUAGAUCAUCGUUUCUUGCGCGCAAACAGUUUUAUCACCCGGAUAACAUCCGCCGGCGCGCGCAUCUAUCAACUUAACCUCGGACACCUUUCGGUGCACGAUUUUAUCACCGGAUCGCACAUCUAUCAACUUAACAAUUUUACUUUUCUCAAUUUCGCACACACCUUGCGUUGUGCAGUUUUUAUCACACGGACAUUUAACGUCCGUGAGUGCGCAUCUAUCAACUUUACUAUUUUAGCAUUUACGUACGUCUUUCGUCGUACAAUGUUAUCACCAUCAUAACAACCGCCAGCGCGCUUCUCUCAGCUUACUUUUAUCGUAGGCGAGGGCGGGCAUCUGUUAUAUUUUUUUUAUAACUAUUUUACUUUUCGCAUUUGUGUACGUCUUUUGUCGUACAAUUGUAUUUUUCUAUUUUUAUUUUUAGUCGCUGGCGACUUUUUUUUUACUCGAAACAAACCUUUGCUAAAUUGAAUAAUGAUUUUAAAUGUUAAAUUUUGCACUCCUCUUCGCCUAACUCUUAUUGGAGUUUGGUUUUAUGUCAUUGUUUCUUCCACAUUGCUAAUGUGGUCUUGACUGGUGGUUUCCGUUAAGGAUCACCACCUUCGUCGUUUGCAUAGAGAUUUGUAACAAGUAUCCCAAACUUAUGUGAGACUCAUCAUCCGUGCGCAGCGAUAGGGUGCAAUAGAGAGCCAAUGGCCAACACCGCGGGGGUGGCGCGUUUUAGUGGCACACCUCGGGUGUGUGCACACUGUUUGGCGUCCAGCGGGCAAUCGUUGUACAGUAUUUGUUUAGUAAAUUUCAACCUUGUCAAUAUCCCGUUGUCCAGGAGACGCAUCUUAA